UUAUAUUAUUUUAUAUUAUUUUAUAUUAUUUUAUAUUAUUUUAUAUUAUAUUAUUUCAUAUUAUUUUAUAUUAUUUUAUUUUUUCUCUUUCGACUUAUUAAAACUUACUAAUACUUUAAAAGAUAAUGGGACAAACACUAUCUGAACCAGUUACUGAAAAGACAACGACUCAUGAGUCAAAUCAUAAAUAUUUCUAUGGAUGCUCUCACAUGCAAGGAUGGAGACUUACCAUGGAAGAUGCCCAUACAACGCUUUUAAAAUUAGGUGAUACUAAUGCUAGUUUCUUUGGGGUCUUUGAUGGGCAUGGAGGCUCUACUAUUGCACAGUAUGCAGGACAAACUUUAUAUAAAAAAGUGCUUGAAAGUAAAUAUUUUGAAACAAAAGAAUAUUCCAAGGCUUUGAAGGAUGCUUUCUUAUCAUUAGAUAAAAGCAUAAUUGAAGAUAAUAAUUUUGCUUAUGAUCCUUCUGGAUGUACUGCCAUUGCUGCUCUUAUAACUGAGGAUAAUCAUAUUUUUGUGGCAAAUGCUGGUGAUUCAAGAGGAAUUAUCAGUAUUGAAGGCAAAGUAAAACCACUUUCGUUUGAUCAUAAGCCAACAGAUGAGGGAGAAAUGGAAAGAAUUAUUGAAGCAGGAGGCUUUGUUGAAUUUGGACGCGUCAAUGGUAAUUUGGCUCUCUCUCGUGCUAUUGGCGAUUUUGAAUUUAAACAAAAUGAGAAUCUUCCUGCUGAAAAACAAGUGGUUACCUGUGAUCCUGAUAUUACUGAUCAUCAAAUUACGAAAGAAGAUGAAUUUUUCGUUUUAGCCUGUGAUGGUAUUUGGGACUGUAUGACGAAUCAAGAAGUAGUUGAUUUUGUACGUUCAAGUAUUGCAGAUGGUAAAACACUUGAUACAAUCUGUGAAAAUAUGAUGGAUCACUGUUUAGCAGAUGAUCAAACAUCUACUGGACUUGGCUUUGAUAAUAUGUCAGUCAUGAUUAUUGCUAUUUUAAAUGGUAAAACGGAAAAGGAAUGGUAUGAUUGGAUGAAAGGAAAGAUAACAAAGAAUAAUGAUACCGUCGCUAAGAAUAUAACAACAGUUAAUCAUAUUAAUAAUAAUAAUCAUAAUCAUAAUAAUAAUGAAGCAAUGGCAAAAGGAAAACAAGAAAGUAAUUAAUGAUAUAAUAUAGUAUAAUAUAAUAAAUAUUUAGUAUCUAUUUUUAUAUAAAUUCUCUGCACGAUUUUAUAUAUGAAGCCAGAAAUAAAAGAGGAAACGUAUCGAUUUAUCUUCUUUUGCAGAGAAAAAGGUUAAAUAUAUCAAUCUAUUUCGACUUAUUAAGGAAGAGCAGCCUUGUAAAUUACUUG
Cokeromyces recurvatus is the source of this 1339-nucleotide messenger RNA. Its product is annotated as phosphatase 2C-like domain-containing protein. The record is from RefSeq and is a predicted model, not a curated record. The transcript has 9 exons. Gene Ontology annotation, biological process: protein dephosphorylation. Bases 126 to 1151 code for a protein of 341 amino acids. Gene Ontology annotation, molecular function: cation binding; protein serine/threonine phosphatase activity. NCBI's taxonomy places the organism in Eukaryota, Fungi, Mucoromycota, Mucoromycetes, Mucorales, Mucoraceae.